AUGGCGCAUGGGCCGUUAGUUUUGAAAGACAGUCAUAAAGCCAACUCGCUGGAGAACAUCAGCGCCGCCCAAGCCGGGACCGACAAUCUGAAACACUCGAAGCAGUCCUCCAUCAAGCGUGCCGUCCACAAAACCUCAGGCAACGGCCUUGCUUCCAUGGAUUGCUCAUGCAAGAACUCUGAAACAUCACCGAAACCUCACACUGCGUCCAACAUCUUCGCUUCGCCGUUAAAGGCGCUGUCCGAAUCUCUAAACGAUCCAGACGAACUCUGUAUUUCUAUCCACGACCUCAUUGAAGCCUAUAAUGUCCUCUGUAAUCGCCUUCGAUCUCAAGCGAAUGAUAUUUUUUCUACCACCGAACCCCACCCCUGCCUCUUUGCCUUCGCCGAACGGUCGUCUGACAUCAUGGACUGCCUGGCGCGCGACCUUCGACGCGUCUUGCCCAGUCCCUUCGAGACGCAGAGCUUCGGAGGAGGCUCCUUCAAGAAUUGGCACUAUCCAGAGAUCACGUUCAGCGAAGAGGACUUAGAGCUUGCAUCCGAUAAUGCUACGCUCUGCUACCAUGCCCUGCGUUUUGUAUCCAGUAUCGUCACAUUUACACCACUGUAUAACACAUUUUCACACGAUCAACUGUGCUCCGUGCUUCAAGACGCCUUAAUGCUUUGUACACCUACGCCGCGACCGAUCCUCAAUCUACAAAAAUCUCGUGGUCUGGUUUUGUGGAUAUUGAAAGUCCAGCAAUUACCCGCCUCGGUUCUUCUUUCCGCGGAAGAUAUGGUCGUUUCAGCGAUGAAAUCCUCGCUCCUCGAAGAAAUCGGGGGACUCACUGGCAAGAAGGAUGCCUUCAUGGCUAUUCAUUUUAUUCUCGAGAAACAUCCCCGAUUCAUUCGCCCGUUCCUCGAACUGCUACCCAUCGUGCUCGACCAUCUCAACUUCGGCGAUCUUGAUAUUCAAAUGCAUGCUGCUUACGCCCUCAGUGGGUUCGCCCUCGCCAAACUGGACGCAAACGCCUCGCCCAAGUUUCCCCUGUCCCAAGUCGCAGAGAUCGUUCAAGACUACAUCGACGUGCAGACGGCCCGGAACAAACCUCGAGCGGAAGCUCGUCUGCCAGCCAUGUUUAAGGCAGCUUUAGAGGGCGACCAACACUGGCAAGCGAGCGGAGCAUCGUUCACUCUAACGGUGGCUUCGGUACUCAUAGUACUCUUGGACCAUCAUUUUUUCUCCAAAUCGCGCUCCUUGAAACUUAUCUUCUCUCUCUUCCCACAAAUCGCUGGUCACCGACGAAGCAAUGUUCAAAACACCCUUCCUGAAGUAUGGCGAAUCAUGAUCUGGGCAUUUUCAAGGUUUCCGCGGGAUGUGGAUGGAAGCAGGAGUGUUGACGACCUCACCACUUUGGAGGAGACGCGAGAUCGCUGCUAUCGCGUGGUGGUGCAGGAGCUUAGGCACGGUCUAGGCGUUGACCUCGUCGCUACUCUGCUCCGAGGAUCCUCGACGUUGGACAGCUAUCGCAGGGCGGACGACGUAGGCAAAGCGGUCUCGACUUUGGUGGAUAUGGUCGAAAGCAAGCAUGUCUCCUGCAGAGAGGACGGAAGAGCGCUGUUGAGAAGGCUGUCGAGCGGAAUUGGUACUCCGACGUCGACUUCUUCGGCCUCGCCCGUGGACAGGGGAGUCUCGUUCUGGAGACAGCUUGUCGAUGGAUCGCUUCUUCAGCAACCUGCACGCAGCAUCUCCGUGCCCUCGACUGUAAUCCCCGUCGAGAGCAUUUUGCCCCUCGCUGAAGCGGAGGUCGUGCAGCAUUGGGACGCUUUAUCGAAGGCUUGGAUCUCUCUCGUGCAAAGGUUCCUGACAGAUUCUUCCGCCAGUCUUCCUUCAGAUUUCACUGACUCAUGGCAGGCCUUGCUUCUUGCCCAAAGUCAUCUUUCUCAAGGCCACCAACAUCUGACCACCUCCUCGGCCUUCGCCGCCAAAGUCGCUUCUAUCAUCAACAUUUUCUCAAUAACCCUCGACGUACCUGACGCACAAGCCCGAUAUUUGGCCUUCAUCAACAAGCUUUGGUCUGUCUUGAAGAACGUUUUUGCUCCCAGUUGGCUGUCCUCUCCAGCAGAGAUCAUCCUAGCGUCCUUACUCAAGAAACAGUUCACCCUGUCGGACGAUCAAGUCAGGACGUCAUGGAGCCAGCUUUGCGCCGACCUCAUCUCGGUCGGAAUGCCCUCCUUGUUGCAUGUUCUUCACGUUCGGAGCGAAAGUCAAGAAGGGGCGGAAGUCACAAGACAGUUGUGGACGAUCCUGGCGCGGGACAGGCUUGCCGCUGACGGCGAUGAUUGGCUGGAACUGCUCUAUCUCCUUCCUAUGCCUUUCGGGACAUGGAUCAUGGACGAUGAUGAAUUCGAACUUUGGGAUGGCUUGUUCGUCAAGGCGCUUGACAUUGGUAGCAGUUGCCUUAAGUCCGAAGAGGUCGUGAUCUCCCGCUUGGUUAAAUCGCUAGAAGACGGUUCAAAAUUACAAUCCAUGCGACUCUGCUGCAAAGCCAUUAUCUCCCUCAUUUCUCACUCAGCUGCGGUGCCUUGUCGCAGCGUCAUUCCGAAGCUCCUGCCGAUGCUAGACGCCGCAUUUUAUGCGUGCUACAAAAAGAUGCAUGACGAGAAGGAAGCCGCCUUCGAUACCCUUCGCACUGUUGCGGAGGUCCUUUCCAGUACGUUGGAGUCGGACAUGGUAGAAGCGAUAUCUGCCUUACAAGAAGGCCUUUGUCGCUGGCUCGCAGAUGAAGACGCGGCUCUAGACGAUGAGGAGCAUAAAGAAGUGUUGGAGACUCUUUAUGGGAAACCCCUCGAGAAACUGUCAGGCCUGCCACCAUCUCGGGCCGUCCUCGAAACUCUGGCCAAAUUCCUCCAUUCCGUAUUCGUCCGUAUCCGAGGAGAUGGCCCAGUCCUUUUUCAGAGAUUCUGGCGUUCGACGUACCACAAACGACCGGAUAUUUCGCCGAAGGAUUACCCCGUCCUUAUCCAGAGCUGCCUCAAGGCAUGGAGCGACUUCUGUGGGGACAGUCUCGCGCAUGGUGUUUCUUUCGACUCCGCGUCGCAAAGUCUGAAAUCGUACACUAUUCCGGAUUCGCAAGGCUCUCCUUCUAAGGGUCCUCCUGGUGAUGAUAUAUUCUUGGACGAGGGAACUGGGCUGGAUCUUGAGCGUGGCCUUCAACGAGGAGAUAGAUCCGGUUCAAGAGAAACCAUAACCCCCAGAAGCAGGAAGAGGUCGUUAUCACCCAGCCACGAAGAUCGAUAUCCUCUCUUAGAAUCCCCUUUCGCUCCUCUGUCCUUGCCUCGUGUUGGCGUUGACGAUCUACCUCGUACGCCGAAGCGUCGCCGAACAGGUCCUUGGGAGGCAUUCCAAUUUCCUGGUGUGAAGAGAGGGCAGAUCUUGGUGCACGACUCCUCGAUUCCUUCAGCCAAAUCUCGUCAACAGGAAUCGGCCUCAGAACCCGUCACUCGCACAUCGUCUAUGGCACAACUUAAUCCAAUCUCGGCAAGUCAGCCUUCGCAGCCCCGAAGACCCCACCGCGAUGAAGAGACCCCUUCGUGGGUGGGCAGCGAGGUACGAAGGCUACGAGAUGGCAUAUACAGUGGGGACCGCGACCGCGAAGAAGGCCUCUCCUCGCGAAUUGCCAGGCAUCCUCCAAUGGCGUCUUCAGACGAUUAUGAUACUUGGGAAAAAGGAAUCUCGGCUCAAGACCUUCACGAACUUCAACAGAAUCCUGAUCUCCGAUUUUCCGAGGAGGAAGAUAAAGACGCGGCAGAAGACGACGAAAGGGAUAAGCUGCUGACCUCGCCCAUGCAAGACGACCUCAGUCCAUCUGUAGGAGACUAUCCAUCCCGCUCUCGUAGGCGGUAUCGUUCACAAACUGCACCUGAACUCUCAAUGGGGCCAGAGUCACACUCCUUGCUCGCUGGCGUCCAACCAUUGCGUCGGAACCAGACGAGUCCUCUUGAACAUAGAAGGACGACCUCCGCCCAGCUGGAUGCCUUGCAGCACGCAUAUGCGAUUAUUACGGACACGGGGGCGUCGCAGGUGGACGUCCAGGAUAUUAUGCAGGCUCGGAGGCUGGCGAACCAGAUUAACCAGCUCUUGGACGAGCAGAUGUGUCGGAAGUUUGGUGCGAACACUGAAGCUUGA
Messenger RNA from Cyclocybe aegerita, 4167 nucleotides. Lineage: Eukaryota; Fungi; Basidiomycota; Agaricomycetes; Agaricales; Hemipholiotaceae. The record is from the annotation of a GenBank genome assembly.